AUGAGUGCGGCUGGAAAUGGUGCGCCAGCCCUGGGUGCCACAGAAGAUGGGUCUAGGCGCAAUCACACCGAACCUACGGUGAUGGAUGGGCUAUCAAGCUCCAAGGUCACGGUUGAAUACCAUGACCCAUCUGGAGUAUUUCCGUUGAUUCAAGCAGACUUGGCGGCUCGACUACCGCUUCGGAACCUGCAUUGGAAAGCCCCAACGAGGCCUUUACGGUCCAUUGACUCGCUGCAUAUCGAUCUUGUACCCAGUAAAGAAUCUGCACAAAUUACGAGCUCAUCAACACCGGGACAAACUUCUAGACCUGGUACUUCAGCCACCCCAACUAGGACCACCGACGAGAUAUUCCGCCCGGCUACCAAAGAAAAAGAACGAAGACAUCAGAUACCUGGAUUGCGUCAAACUCCAUAUCUUAAGGUCUACCUCCUAAGAUGUGAUGAUUCGGAUACGUACAAGUCAACUGCGCGAAAGCAGAUACGAGAAUGGGUAAAGGACCACACCCCACCUUCUCAGAGUAGCACAUCUAGUACGCAGGAAAACCAUGAUGCCUUUGAGUGGAUGAUUCUUCAUGUUGUGGUGCCUGAUACCCCGGCAGCCAGCCAGCCUCGAUGGUCUACUACGAGCACUUCAGGCGAGAAGGAGAAGAGUGGCAUGAAGUGGACUCGUGGUACAACAACUUUGCUGGAAAAGUUGAGGGCCGACUUCAAUAUUCCAUCGAAAUCGGCACCGGAUCGCAUUGCUCAGAUUCGAGUGCCAAAAGAUCGAGUUCCUCCACACAUGUUGCCAAGCCCAGCACCUGUGAGCUCUUCAGCCGUUGUGGAGAGCCCACAAGAGCAAGAGCGGGCUUGGUCAGAUGUCAUCACUAGACUCAAAGUUCUGAUCCUAUUAUCAUUCGAUUUACGGGUCGGUCAGUACGAGGAAAACAUUCGGAAGAACGAAGCACAGCGGUCAUUCCCUGGCUGGAACUUCAAUACAUUCUUCAUCCUGAAAGAAGGGCUUGCAAGGGGGUUCGAAAGCGUUGGUUUGGUCGAAGACGCUUUGCUUGGGUACGAUGAGCUAUCAAUUGGGUUGGACACCAUCAUUCGUGACCAAGCUAGCGGAGAGGCACAGGGAGGAACUCUACUAAGCUACACAGAAGAACUUUAUCAGAAAGCAAACGAUCUUAUUAAGCACAAAGGUCAGACUGGGGAGGAUGGAUUGAAUCCACAAGUGCAGAUUCACGAUGACAGGCCCAUCGAUGCUCAGAAAAAGGACUAUCGUGGGUUGAUUCUCGCCAACAACAUAUCUGUCCUUGACUUCCGGAUAUAUUUGUUUGCACGACAGAUGUCUCUGCUCUUGAGAUUGGGAAACUCCAUCUCGGCACGCUCGGAUCUUGCGGCCAAAUUGCAGCCCCGCCCAAAUGCUAAUCCAAUGCAGCGCGCAAGCGACGACAGCUCCGUCGGUAUGAAAUCUGGUGGGCCGACUAAUGAGUCCGAGGACCUCUUCUCCUUGGCUGAUCUCUGCUCUCGUGCACUCAACUUUGUCACAUUUGCCGGUAGACUUCUGCGAGAGGACCUGAUUACUGGCGCAAAAGCCAAUGAGACAGUCUUUCCAGAUCACAUCAUCGACAACAUUGUCCGUUCAUGGACAUUCGCCGCGCUAGAUCAAGUACUACGUGAGACUUCUACGAAUUCACUUCCCUUUACCAAGUCUUCCAAGAACCUCUUGACCGGGUCUCCAGGGAAGAGUCUAUCAUUUAGCGGCCGAAGUAAGGAACAGAAGAUGAGUGCCAUUGAACAAAAGUCAAUGGUACAUCCAUCCCGUUCUUCAUCCCUGAGCACUGGUCGUUCCGGCUCUGCGGAUAUGCCAUAUGCGCAGCCCACGGCAAGUGGUCAGGUGAUCUUCGAGAACGGACAGUAUCGGGAUCCACUAGCUUCAAGCCAGGCAGGCGCGAAAGUCUCAAACAAGAAUGGCCUACAAGAGCUUGCCGGUCUUAGAGCUCAGCUACUCGCUAUACAGCGUCGUCUGCUUGAACACGUUGGAAGAACUCUGGGUUGGGACAUUGGCUGGGCAGCUAUCCUCCCAUCACUAAGUAUCACAGAGGAAAUGAGUGACGUUAACCUGGAUGAAGACGCAGAAAAGGAAGACAAGGUUACUCCAAAUACUACGAAAGAGGGCCAUUCUGAUCCAGUACUCGGCAUCGUCGCUGGACCAUUGGUCAGGGCAGUGUCGUCCAUUGAGCAAUUUCGCCAGCUCUACGAGAAUUUGAGUGAUAUCAUCGUAAAGCAUUACAUGGCGGCAGGACAGAGUAAAUCGGCUGAAAGUGUGCUAGGUGAUUUAGCCGCACUACGAUUUGAGAUGGGCGAUUUCGCUGCAGCUUCUGCCUACUUUGGGCGUAUGGCUUCACAAAGCUCCCUCUUUGCAGAAAGCAGGUGGAAUACUGUGGAGACUACUAUGCUCAAGAUGCAUGCUCGUUGCCUUAAGAAGCUCAAUCGCAAAGACGAGUAUGUUCGAACGUUGCUCGACUUACUCGCAAAGUCUGCUGCAAGUCGAAUGGCGUUCCGACCCUCUUCAAAGCGCGUUGAAUCAACGGACGCAUCGAAAUUCCCUCAUGACUGGUUAAAUGAUGACAAAGUAGACACAACUGGAGCUUUCCAGGAGCUAGUGAACUACUCGCAACAGCUGCCUUAUGAUGUUACGGUGAAGAUGCCCAAGUACUUCAGCGAUAUCUCCGUAGAGCCACACGUGCGCCAUUACGAAGACAAGGACGGAUUCCAAUUGCGUCUCCAAUUCAGACAUCUUUUAGAAGACGAAAUUGAAAUUCGUGCCGCAAAAGUUAGGCUUAUUAACACCGCCCAAGCGCCAGGCAAGGAACUAUGGCUUGAGAAUACAGAAGCGACACAGUUGAAGAAGGGGCUGAAUCGCAUGUGGUUAGGCUGUAACAUUAAUACGAUUGGUCCGUACAUGGUUGAUAAAAUCAUCCUCGAGGCCAAGCGAAUCGUUUUCGUACAGGAGCCUCUGACAAGGACCGAGGCAACAACACCUCUCGGCAUCACUACUUCAAUCUCCGCCCAUUCGCUCAAGGCGGCCAAAAAGGCGCGGAUACUAUGCUUUCCCCGCGCGGAAGCCUUCAACGCAAGGAUCUACCUCUCGCACUUCAUCCACAUUGACAAACCACGUCAUGUCGAGAUUGAGAUUUCGAGCGGCUGGAAUGAGAUUACGCGUGCAGAGAUCCGACUAAAGUCGGCGUCUGCUGGGUUGCGUUUGAGGACAGCGAAUGCAACCGUCGAAGCUGGAGAUAUCACGGUCGAAGACAACAAGGCACCUGGCACGAUUGUGAUUGGUAAUAUGGCAGCUAAUACGAUGGCGACUUUGAAGAUACCCUAUGACAUGGAGUCGAUUCUGCAGGAUCUUGCUAUCAAACUCGAGCUUGAUUAUACCACCCAAAAAGGCCAGUUCCAGUUUGUCGCACUGUCUAUCAUUCCGGUCGAGCUACCUUUGGACGUCAACGUACAUGACCACUUCAAGGGUAACUCUCUUUUUUCAAAAUUCAAUAUUAAAACGGCGAACCACAUACCGCUAGAACUUCUAAACGUUGAGCUUGAAGGUUCGGACGAGUUUAGAGUUCAUGCACCAAGAAGAUCCAAGGAACUGCUGCACGUCUUUCCUAAACAACCAGUAGCAGUCACGUACAAGAUCACAAAGAAAUCUAUUGAGUCCUCCGAGAAGCAAGAAAGUCGUAACCCGCCUUCCGGUAGCUUGGCGCUAUCUGUAGAAUAUCGAUGCCUGGAUGAGGUUGUCCUUGAUCGCGUACGAAAGCUCUUCGCAGAUGCAGCUGCUAAAAGCCCAGUACACCGAAUGGCGCGUCUUUUGACUCAUACUUUCGCUGACCGGGUACAACAUCACAUUUUACCACAUCAGUACGAGAGAAUUGCUUUACUGGAAAAGCUCGAUCUUGGCGCUUUCGAACACAUGGGUUGGGGCGAUUGUCUAGAUAGCCUACCUCCUGUCAUACGAGAUGACACGAAGGCCUGGUUACAGAAGUGGCAUGAAGAACACAAGACAAUUCUGAUUCCUCAGAAAUCAGAUGUAGAUCACGCGUCGCCAGCAACUGCACCCCCAUCGCCCUACCCUCCUCGCCAUAUCAUCAUCACAGUAUCGGUGCCGCAAACCCACAUCCUCCAUACCGUGGCCCUCGACUUCUCAUCCGCUGCUAUGGCCUCCCAGAUCCCUUCAAUAGCUACAAUUGGCCAACCGAUCAUGACAACACUACGCAUCUCGCAUACUAGACGCUGGGGGUCACCGUCAAGUCUCAUCUCUGCCGCCCAUCUAUGCUCUGCAUCCGAUCCGAUCGACUUCAUUUACACCAUUGAUGCCAACCCCGAGAAUUGGCUUAUAGCAGGCCAACGCCGUGCCCAUUUCACGGCUAGCGAGGAUGAGAGGCUCGAAUGGCCCAUCAUGCUGAUCCCACUCAAGCCUGGCUGCAUACUUUUACCCAACGUGGAGAUACGCGCAAAGAUCAAACCAAGGGAGGAAGGUAAAUCUGGUGCAAAGGAAGCAACAGCACCAACAGCAAAAGUGGAAGAGCAGGCAUUGACUUGCGAGACGGAUUAUCUUAGUUAUGGGGAUUCGGUCAUGGUGGUACCGGAUUUGAGAAGCAGUACAGUGGGCAUCUCGGACAUGAGCUUGGGGAGCCCGAGGAGUGUGGUUUGGUUGGAGAGUAAAGGGGGGUGA
Plenodomus lingam JN3 is the source of this 4716-nucleotide messenger RNA. RefSeq lists its product as uncharacterized. Gene Ontology annotation, biological process: early endosome to Golgi transport; intra-Golgi vesicle-mediated transport. The record is from RefSeq and is a predicted model, not a curated record. Gene Ontology annotation, cellular component: TRAPPII protein complex. Lineage: Eukaryota; Fungi; Ascomycota; Dothideomycetes; Pleosporales; Leptosphaeriaceae.